This is a messenger RNA of Ostertagia ostertagi, 819 nucleotides long. NCBI's taxonomy places the organism in Eukaryota, Metazoa, Nematoda, Chromadorea, Rhabditida, Trichostrongylidae. The record is from the annotation of a GenBank genome assembly.
AUGCGGUUGAUCGAUGUCGAAAUGGAGUCGGUUGGAGCUAUGAAGGUUACCAUGCCUAUUCUUGGGUCCCGUGGUCUGUGGGAAAAGGCGUCGCGAUGGGACAGCAUGGGCUCGGAACUUCUUCGUACGAAAGAUCGCCUUGGAGCCGAGUGGUGCUUACAGCCUACCGCCGAAGAGAUGUGCACUGAGUUGGUGGCAGAACUGCUUCCGCUGAAAAAGAGAAUGUUUCCACUUUUGUUCUACCAGACUACCGACAAAUUCAGAGAUGAGAUGAGUCCCAGGUUCGGUUUUCUACGAGCGCGUCCGUUUCUGAUGAAAGACCUUUACUCUUUCGACAUAGACAAGGAGGCCUCCGAUCGGACGUAUGAGAUGAUUUGCGGUGUUUAUGAUCGUAUUUUCAAGGACAUCCUGGGAUUGGAGACCUAUAAGGUGCCGGCUGCACCAGGAAUCCAUGGUGGGAGUCAGUCACACGAGUACCAUCUGAAAAAUCCUUUGGACGAAGAUGGAAUACAUUUCUGCUCCAGCUGCGGAUCUGGUAGCAAAAGGGAAGACGGCCCACACGUGUGCGAAUGUGGUGAUCCCACCGCUGUGAGUACAUUCUCCACCGUUGAAGUCGCCCAUACUUUCCAACUCGGAACUAAAUACUCUGAGGCAAUCGGUGCUGUCAACAGUGAUAAGUCUCCCUUGGAAAUGUGCUGUUUUGGCAUAGGAAUCAGUAGACUUCUCCCGGCUGUUGUUUCCUUAGUUCCCGAAGGUGAAGAACGAGUAUGCUUGCCCUCCGUCAUUGCUCCGUUUUCAGCCGCUGUUGUGGUCACGAAG